GAGGAGGAGGAGGAGAAGAAGAGAGAGAGAGAGAGAGAGAGAAAUAGUAAGGAGGUUUCGCAUCCAAUUGGCGCCGUCUUUACCAGUUACAGAACGGUCAUUCGCGGCGCGCUGAUUCCAAGAGCGACGACGGAUCGAUCAUAUCUGUUUUCGCGCAACCUCUACGAGAAUUCAUCCGCGUCAUCCGCUAUCAUCUCUCCUUCCCCUUCCCUUCCUUUCUCCCUACUCAUUAUUUUUUUCUUUUUCCUCUUUCUUUCGUCGCUUCCCCCUCUUCUCGGAAAAACAGACCGGCGCCUUCGUCCUUUCGAUCGGUCUUUCCCGUCUUAUCGUUCUUCUAACAUUCCUCCCCGUGCGUUCGCGUCCCUCCAUCUGGAGGAUUCGUACUGUCUAUUUAAAAAAAGGGAAGGUUCGCAAGAGGAUACCUCGUGCGCGUAUUUCGAUUCCGUUGGAAAGUAUCGGUGUCCUUUCAAGGAGAAUCACGAUGCUCGUGGUUUGAAGUUAUAAACGGCGUCAAUGAGCAUUCAAGUAUGUACGAUUGAUUGAGGACAGUGAACACACCGGGAGAUCGGAGAAAGAUCAACGAAUAGAAGAGACGGCCAUCAUGGAAUUCUACGACGUGGGAAGCAGCGAUCUCAGGGAGUUGUGGGAGUCUUACCUCACAGAACCAGGACUUGGACAGGAGGUAUCAAUGACGUCGAGAGAAGAGGAAUGGGGUAACGUUUUGUGCCUCAGGGACAAGUCAUCCUUGAGUGUCGUUCUAAGAGAUCGUUUGAUGACAGAUGCUGCGUUAGGUGGACCACGUCCUAUAAAAUCCGAACAUAGUUAUAGUUUAUUGGCUUCCAGUCCUCCACCGAGUCCAGCAACUCCUGGUACCAAUCCUUGUACACCGAAGAAUUCUGUACCUUCCACUAGUACGGCUGGUACAAUGGCGGUCAACACCAUUUCAUCUAUUGAUUCAAAUAAUCUGGAUCACAGCAAAUCUCUGGAUAUCCGGCCGAGAUUCGAUGAUAUGGAAGACGAGUGCUUCCUAGCAAUUUCAAUGAAUGCAUCCCGAAACGAGGAUCAAUCGUUGCCGUUACCCCUUCAGACAACUUAUACCUCGACCGUAAUUUUGAAGAAACCUAAUGUAGUACCUGAAGAUAACGAUUAUUCCGAAAUUAAGGGCGAACCGCUCAGUGCACCUGGUAGUCCUUAUACGCCUUGUUCUUCGUCGAGUACGACUAUAGACGAUAAAAGUACGAUAACAAUGGUAUCGCCACAAAAUCUACACUUUUCGAGGAAUCAACUUGCACCUACGAGCGAUAGCGAGGAAGACGACGAGGAUUAUUAUCAGAAUAUGGAAGUAGAAGAAUAUGGUGUACCGUGUGAAGAAUACGAAGGAAGUCGCACAUCUAGACAAAGCUUACCUCCAACUCCACCCAGCAGUGCGAGUUCAGAUAGCGAAGGUACAGCGUCCGCUUCUUGUUCACCCGAACGUCGAGAUUCUCAAAAUUCAUCGCAUUCUCAGAAUAUUAGAGGUCUUUUAACACCUAGACUCUAUGUCACCAAUGCAACACAUACAACAAGGCAGCCCAUUCACACACCUUUAAUUUCCUGUCAACCAAAAGGUUCCACCGGAGUUUUAACGUUGACGGAAGAAGAAAAACGAACUCUCAUAGCUGAGGGUUAUCCUGUACCUACCAAAUUACCUCUAACGAAGCAGGAAGAGAAAUCUUUGAAGAAAGUACGAAGAAAAAUAAAGAAUAAGAUAUCGGCACAAGAAUCACGAAGAAAGAAAAAGGAAUAUAUGGAUGGUCUAGAGAGGCGAGUCACCAUGUUGACAAACGAAAAUUCUUCGUACAGGGAUCGAUUGACAGUAUUGGAAGACACGAAUCGUGAAUUAUUAAAAGAGUUGCAACGUCUUCAAGCACUUUUACAGCUCCAAUCAUCUUAGCUUUUUUCUUGAUGAGAAACAAGAUUUUGCUAGUUUGUUAUCGCCGAUUGGGAAAAUGUAGUUCUUUUUCUUUGCAAGCAAGUUAUCCUCUAUCUUCUAAUAUAGGAUUGAGAUUAAUAUUUACGUUUAAAUUUUAAUUCCAAUGAGAGAAAACAUUAGAAGUAGUUAAUGGCAGUUGAUCGAUAAUCGUCAAUGUUGAAACUUAGUUGAAACUUAGAAGAACGACAAAAGUGACUGUUCGUUGGUUUUUUUUUGAGAAUUUUGGUGUCGAUGGAAAAUUUAAUUUUUGGGAUUGGUGCAAUGUUGUUAGGCUCGUCAAGUCUUUCCUUCGAAUUGUGAAUAAAUGAUUGAUGACCUCGUCAUGAUCGUAGUAAAUACAACAGUUUCUCGAAAGCAAGUGUUGUUUCGAGUUCCUUAAGUUUCAUUGUCUUCCUAAGAUUAUCGAGAAACGAGUUAAAUCACGAUGAUCGAAGAGUAUAUUAUAGAUUACUAUUGUGUCGUACCCUUUGAACAGAAUAUACGUGAUCUAGCCAGCAGUGCCUUCGUAUUCUUUUAAAUGUUUUAUUUUUCAUUGUAAUCGCAACAAAUAGAGGGUGAGAAAAGAUGAGGAAGAGGAGAAAAAAGAGAAAGAGAGAGGUGCAGACAUCGUAUACUUUAGUACAAUUAUAUUUUUAAGACAA
This is a messenger RNA of Vespula pensylvanica (western yellowjacket), 2613 nucleotides long. RefSeq names its product cyclic AMP response element-binding protein A (gene CrebA). Gene Ontology annotation, biological process: regulation of transcription by RNA polymerase II. NCBI's taxonomy places the organism in Eukaryota, Metazoa, Arthropoda, Insecta, Hymenoptera, Vespidae. Bases 602 to 1933 code for a protein of 443 amino acids. The record is from RefSeq and is a predicted model, not a curated record. The transcript is spliced from 7 exons. Gene Ontology annotation, molecular function: cAMP response element binding; DNA-binding transcription factor activity, RNA polymerase II-specific.